CUUUCGUAGCGGGAGGCCUAUGAAUGAUGAGAGACCAAACUCUAUGGCAGCCAGAGAACUAGGACAGCUUAGACAGAGCCAUCAUCCAGUCUCUAGAUUGAGAGGUUCGCUUUCAGACAGAAAGUAUCGCCAGCGAUCAAUCAGGUUCAGGGGCAUUGUCUACUCAAAACAGUUCUGUUGGGGAUGAUGAGCAUGAUGACAACCAUCAUGUACAGAAUGCAAGUCGCGAGUAUGAGAUCCGGACAAAUCGAUCAAUGGGAGAUGAACCUGACGGUAAUGAUGUUCUGCAAAAUGAUUUUCACCAAGAACAAAUACAGCAAUAUGAAGAGUAUUCAUCAGAUUCGCGGUCCUCAGAGCAGGACAGUGGGCAAUCUGUGUCUACCUCUUCUACUGAAUCUGGCAACGGCGUGCAACACGAAGCUGAUUUGCCAUGGUCAAGGGAUAUUUCUGUCGCUGAGGAUGGACAAGACGACAGCAGCUUCCUAGACAGAGAGGAGGAAUGGCACGUCAUUGAAUCUCAUGAAGAGGAACCACAGUGGCAACUAAGUCCAAGUUUGAAUUCUACCAGGAACAGGUUUAGUAGUCCACCGGAAGAUGAUGAUGUUUAUGGAGUUGAGCUAAGAGAACUCUUAAGCAGGCGAAGUGUGUCAAAUCUUCUUCGUAGCGGCUUCCGUCAAAGCCUGGACCAGCUCAUUCAGUCUUACGUUGAGAGGCAAGAACAUGAUUGGGAUUUCCAAGGGCAGAGACCAAGCACUAGUGGUGUAAUACUGAACGAAGAUCCUAUUGAAAUCAGGAUGGACGAACCAGCAGUUCGGGAUGAGAGACCCCAGGCUUGGACGACUGGGCUAUCUGAUGAGGCACUCUUCCCAUCACAGCAACGCCAACGUGAAUGGCAGAUUGAUAACUGGAGCCAACAAGCCAUGCAUCGCUCCGAAUUCCAGGACUGGGACGCCGUGAAUGUUUUGCGAGAUGAGGUGAGUGGAGUGCAGAGAGGGAUGAGCAGCAUGCAGCAGAUGCUGGAAGCGUGCAUGGAGAUGCAGAUCGAGUUGCAGCGCUCCAUCAAACAAGAAGUUUCUGCUGCUCUGAACCGAUCGUUAGCCAUGCCAGCAGAUGAGGAAACGUUAGAGGAGGAUGGGUCACAGUGGAAGCUCGCAAGGAAAGGGACCUGCUGCAUCUGCUGUGAUAACCAGAUUGACUCGCUCCUGUACAGAUGUGGGCAUAUGUGCACCUGCUCAAAGUGCGCAGGGGAGUUGCUCCACGGGGUCGGCAAAUGCCCGCUCUGCCGUGCGCCUAUAGUUGAGGUCAUCCGAGCCUACUGCAUCAUGUAACUGCAGGACGAUGUAUAGUAGAGGAGGUUAAUUCUUGACACUCUCCGGAUGGAGGCUUUCACUUCAGUUUUUGAGUUUUAUUACUGCAGUAGCUGCAAGCAGCAGCUGUAUCUUUGGGUGGAUGGUGGGCUAGAAGAUCUGAAACCUGUACUGUGCGAUAUUGUUUCUGUAGCUAGCCUCCAUGCUAAUGUACUGCGCUCCUGUCCUGUGGAGACUUGUAAUCCAGUAGCCGUGUAAUA
Molecule: messenger RNA, 1567 nt
Organism: Panicum hallii
Lineage: Eukaryota; Viridiplantae; Streptophyta; Magnoliopsida; Poales; Poaceae
Product: E3 ubiquitin-protein ligase LRSAM1-like
Exons: 5
Coding region: 255-1328 (357 amino acids)
Source: RefSeq, a predicted model, not a curated record